This is a messenger RNA of Cariama cristata (Red-legged seriema), 929 nucleotides long. It is a transcript of the gene MDFIC, whose product is annotated as MyoD family inhibitor domain containing. The coding region runs from base 1 to 747 and encodes 248 amino acids. The record is from RefSeq and is a predicted model, not a curated record. The transcript is spliced from 4 exons. NCBI's taxonomy places the organism in Eukaryota, Metazoa, Chordata, Aves, Cariamiformes, Cariamidae.
AUGUCCCAAGUGAGAGAACCUCUUCCUCCGGGGCCUGAAGGGCCACAGCAAGCUUCGGCUGAGAACAGCUCUUUGAUCUCUCUCCCUCGAGAAAAAACUGACCCAGAGAAUACUGCAGCAGGAGAUAAAGACGUAAACCAGCCUUCCAGUAACCAAAGUAUACAACCAGAGAUACAAGACCAGUCUGUCUGGGGAAAUCGCAGUGAUGGUGACCUCAUCAGAACACAACCUCAACGUUUGCCUCAGCCGAAUACUUCAGCACUGGAAAGGGGUGAGGAAGAAAGUGGCAAAAUCCAAAAUGGCCACGCAGGUCUGAGUAAUGGAAGUGGAAUUCAUAACGGGAUCAAGCACGCGCCUGCAGACAACAGAAAAAUUUCGGCUCCUGUUUCAGAAAAAAUGCACAGAAAAAUUCAGUCCACCUUGUCUGUCAACAGCAGUAGCAGCAAGAAGAGUAAAAUAAGCUCUGCGUUUUCUCAAAAGCCAGGUACUUCACCUGAAGAUUGCUGUGUUCACUGUAUCCUGGCUUGCUUGUUCUGUGAAUUUCUCACCCUCUGUAACAUUGUUCUGGGACAAGCAUCCUGCGGCAUCUGCACAUCGGAGGCCUGCUGCUGUUGCUGCGGGGACGAGAUGGGAGAUGGCUGUAACUGCCCGUGUGAUAUGGACUGUGGCAUAAUGGACGCAUGUUGUGAAUCUUCAGAUUGCUUGGAGAUCUGCAUGGAAUGCUGUGGGAUCUGCUUCCCAUCAUGAAAUAUUUAUCCCUUUUUAUUUUAUUCUCUAUAAAACUGGAGAGCUUCUCUUUAAAUACAUUUGAAGAAAGACAAGGUAAGAUUUUCACACAACCAACUGGUAUUGCACUGUUAAUUCUCUCUAUAUAAAUAUUUUUUUUAAAGUAAUCCUCAAAUCUGUAUUCUAACACAAAUUGUAUAGUU